Diplodia corticola is the source of this 4539-nucleotide messenger RNA. RefSeq names its product sensor histidine kinase response. The record is from RefSeq and is a predicted model, not a curated record. Gene Ontology annotation, molecular function: protein binding; phosphorelay sensor kinase activity. The coding region runs from base 1 to 4539 and encodes 1512 amino acids. The transcript is spliced from 2 exons. NCBI's taxonomy places the organism in Eukaryota, Fungi, Ascomycota, Dothideomycetes, Botryosphaeriales, Botryosphaeriaceae. Gene Ontology annotation, biological process: regulation of DNA-templated transcription; detection of visible light; phosphorelay signal transduction system.
AUGUCUCAGCACACCGACGGCGAAGCAGAACCAGCGUCGCAGUGCAAUGCCGGCGAUGCUGUUGAGCCCUCUGCCCCGCAGCUUGGCCAGCAAGGCGCACCCCCUCCACAACCUACGUCACACUCGAGAACCAGCCGAAUCCUCACCGGCGAUCUUGCAGGACGACCGCUCUCCCCGCCCGCCACCUCCAACAACUUCUUCUCUCCCACAUCGGACGUAGGCUCUUUGAGUCCUGGAAUUGACGAUCGAGUGUUUCCCAUCCGGAGCGUCGUUUCAAUGGACCCCACGCCCACGCCCACGAUUCGCGGUCGCCAGGAAGGCUACUUCCAGAGCUUGGCUCGUGCAGGCGAGAUGAGACGCUUCUCCGCCGCCAGUGGCUCUACGAAGUCAUCAGAAUCCCGCGCUUCCUCGAAACAACGGCCUGAGAACCAGCAGUCACUGGCCUCUGGCGCGUCCGAUGCUGCUAGCAAAAGGGGGCCUGUCGGAGAGAGGCUUGAUAAGAGGUUACCGCAGCAGAUCUUUAGCGACAUGGUUUCCAAUAAAUCUGGGAGCGAUGCCGGGGGUCAACAAUCGAGCGUCAACCUUUCAUCUGGGGCCCCGAGCGUGUCCGGACGCAGCAUCACCGAGAGCUUGGGCGAUACGCCUCUGGUGACUGCCCGUUUCAAACACGUCGUCUCCGACGGCGGACAUGCCAUCAUCACAGGACGAGACGGAGAAACGCUACAAAGAUGCGAAGACGAGCCAAUCCACAUACCUGGCGCCGUCCAGAGUUUCGGUCUAUUGAUCGCCUUUGAGGAAGAGUCUGACGGAAAACUAAUAGUCCGCGUGGUCAGCGAGAACUCUCCGAAGAUAAUAGGCUAUUCGCCGAAACAACUCUUCGCGCUCGAAAACUUCUGCGACAUUCUCUCCGAGGAGCAAGCAGAUAACCUACUCGACCACGUCGAUUUCAUCCGCGACGAGGAUGCGGACGUCGCGACCAAUGGGCCGGAGGUCUUCACGCUGACGAUCCGAGGACCGGACAGGAAGGCUCGAAGAUUCUGGUGUGCUAUGCACGUCAACCCUGCCCAUCCACAUUUGGUAAUCUGCGAAUUCGAACUGGAAGACGAUUCCGUGAACCCACUGGUCCCGUCGAGCGAAGUUGCCCCGGACACGCCUGAAGAUACCUUGCAAAGUAACCCAACGGCCGAGGAGUUCGCAGAAAGCACACAAAACAUCAGCCGACCACUACGAGUACUUCGAAGUGCCCGCAAGCGGAAGGGGGAAGCGGCCGCCAUGGAAGUCUUCAAUAUCAUGUCCCAGGUGCAGGAGCAACUGGCGGCUGCCCCGAAUCUGGACCAUUUCCUGAAGGUCUUGGUGGGAGUAGUCAAGGAACUGACGGGGUUCCACCGCGUCAUGAUCUACCAGUUUGAUGCAGCCUGGAAUGGAAGGGUUGUGACCGAAUUGGUGGAUCCUCGCGCAACAAAAGAUCUCUACAAGGGCUUGAACUUUCCAGCCUCAGACAUUCCUAGACAGGCUCGAGAACUGUACAAGGUCAACAGGGUGCGCUUACUGUACGACCGAGACCAGGUGACAGCCCGGUUGGUGUGUCGGACUGUCGAGGACCUCGAAACACCACUCGACCUUACGUACGCCUACCUCCGAGCAAUGUCGCCCAUCCAUCUCAAAUACCUUGGGAACAUGGCAGUCCGGUCAUCCAUGUCUAUUUCUAUCAAUGCCUUUGACGAGCUGUGGGGAUUGAUAGCUUGUCAUUCGUAUGGAUCUAACGGAAUGCGGGUCAGCUUUCCGAUCCGGAAGAUGUGCCGUCUAGUAGGGGAUUCAGCUUCAAGGAAUAUUGAGCGUCUCUCUUACGCAUCAAGAUUGCAAGCCAGGAAACUGAUCAAUACCGUUCCCACACAACACAACCCGUCCGGCUACAUCAUCGCCUCAUCAGACGAUCUUCUCAAGCUUUUCGACGCAGAUUUCGGCCUCCUCUCCAUCAGAGACGAGACCAAGAUUUUGGGCCGGAUGGACCAAACCCAAGAAGCGUUGGCCAUGCUCGAGUACCUUCGGAUGCGAAAGAUUUCCUCGGUAACGACAUCCCAGGACGUGUCGACCGAUUUCCCGGACCUGCGUUAUCCCCCCGGUUUUCAGAACAUUGCAGGCAUGCUCGUCGUCCCUCUCUCGAUAAGCGGCACGGACUUCAUAGUGUUCUUCAGAAAGGGGCAGUUGAAGGAAGUGAAAUGGGCAGGUAAUCCCUACGAAAAGUUCAUAAAGGAGGGCACUGAAGGGUAUCUGGAGCCGAGAAAGAGUUUCAAGACGUGGAGCGAGACCGUGGUUGGUAUGUGUCGCGAGUGGACCGAUGAGGAGAUCGAGACUGCCGCCGUUCUGUGCUUGGUGUACGGAAAAUUCAUCGAAGUUUGGCGCCAAAAGGAGGCAGCGUUACAGAGCAGCCAACUCACUAGGCUUCUGCUCGCCAACUCUGCACAUGAAGUUCGCACCCCGCUCAAUGCAAUCAUCAAUUACCUGGAGAUUGCUCUCGAAGGCACAUUAGAUAACGAGACUCGGGAGAACCUCGCCAAGUCUCAUUCGGCGUCCAAGUCCUUGAUAUACGUCAUCAACGAUCUGCUGGACUUGACCAAGACCGAAGAAGGCGGUGACCUGGUCAAGGGAGAUGUGUUCGAUCUAAAGACCACCUUCCAGGAGGCCACAGACGCCUUCUCGGGCGACGCUAAGCGCAAGAGAAUAUCUUACGAGGUCAUGGAGCACCCCGGCGUGCCUCAAAAGGUCAUAGGUGAUCAGCGCAGAGUCCGCCAGGCGAUAUCCAACGUUACGGCAAAUGCAAUCAAGAACACAUUCGAGGGUGGAGUCAAAGUCGACAUGUACGUUUCCGACUGGGAAGAAAACCGCGUUAAUGUCGAGAUUGCCGUCAUGGACACUGGCACCGGUAUGAGCAGCAAAAAGCUCGACGCCUUGUUCCGCGAUCUCGAACAAGUUCAGAGCGAGACGACGGAGAUGUUGGAGGAAAGUCUCGCACCCGACGCGAAGAAGAUUGAGGACGACCCCGCGGCCGAGAAGCGCACUCUUGGUCUCGGGCUUGCCGUUGUAUCUCGAGUAGUGCGGAACAUGAAUGGCCAGCUGCGACUGAGGUCCGAGGAAGGCAAAGGAUCGCGAUUCAUCAUCCAACUGCCGUUCGAUCUGCCCGAUGGUAAUGACAAGAGUUUGAUGAGUGCUUCGUCAACUCCGCAGGCGGAGGGCCUUCCAGAUGCUGCGCGUGAGGUUACCCUUGUGGAAAAGGGCGGCUCGCAGGGUAGGGAAGGAACCAACAGUUUGCUCCGGCGAGACAGUGCGGAGAGCGUCAGUAGUAAAAAGAGCCGCAAGAGCCUCAACAGCCUCUCGAGUAACAAUAGCGGCAGAAGCGAUGUCGACAGGCUGAUCGAAGCCAUCCAGGAGCCUCAUCUGGUGGAUGGGAGGAGCAGUGCUGAUCGUUCGCGGAGAACGUCACAAAACAGCAGGCCCAGCCUGGAGAAGAGACCAAGCCUGGAAAAGCGGUCUGCGACGGGCAGUGCGGCAAAGCCACCAGAGAGACCGCGCUCACUACACACCGCGGAGUCGAAACGGCGCAGUCAACCAAACACGCUUGCCGUCAGCUCUCCUGGUAGGGCCGAGGUGCCCGGCUCAGGGUUUCCUAUCCGGCCAGUUCGAAUGGGGGAAGACGAGACACCGCAGCAUGAGGACUCCAGCAGCAUCAAGUCCGGCAUUAUUGGGGAAGUCGACGAAAACAGGCCUGCCCUUGAGGAACCUCUAACAGCCGAUAAUCUGCGCGUUCUCGUCGCAGAAGAUGACCCUGUGAACAGCAGGAUCAUCAAGAAGCGUUUGGAAAAGCUUGGCCACAGCAUCGUACUUACUGUCAAUGGCGAAGAAUGUGCAACCAUCCACAACGAAAACCCUGAGAGCUUCGAUGUCGUGUUGAUGGACAUGCAGAUGCCAAUCGUCGAUGGGCUCGCUUCAACCAAAAUGAUUCGCUCGUUCGAGAAAACGCACCCGGCAGACUGUCUCUCGCGCCGAGCCAAACUGAACGGCCGGAUACCUAUUAUUGCUGUCUCUGCGUCUUUGGAGGAAAGCAAGCGCAAAGUCUACAUUGACGCAGGUUUCGACGCUUGGAUCCUGAAGCCAAUUUCGUUUCCUCGUCUCCAAGAACUGGUCGCUGGGAUCGUGGACCCCGAUGUCCGUGGAGAAGCACUUUACAAGCCCGGCGACUGGGAAAGAGGAGGAUGGUUUGAAGCAGCAAGUCCGGAUCUCUUCGCGGCGCAAACGAAGCCGUCGGGGCAGAUUCCCACCGAAGUCGCAUCACCGGAGUUCAGAGCAGCCGCUGAAUCAGAGAAGCCGGAUGCCGGGGAUUCAAAAAACCGCCAGACAGGAGAACAGGCUCGUCUCCGAGUGACCCAGGCAAGAGCGCGUAAGCUUCGAGCAAGCAGAUCAACGCCCAACCUGGGGAGGUCAAGAAGCGGAAGCGAGGAAGAUUCUGGUUCGUCCGAGACAGUCAAGGGAGAGCCGGACUAG